AUGUCAGUCUUCAAGAUGAUGAAAUUUGUUCCAUCCUUCAAGAUGAUGAAAUUUGUUCCAUCAACUACUACAACACUACGCGCAAUCAUCAAAUACACUGUAACGGGUCCUCCAAAACUGCAAUUUGUUAGCGAUUGUUCGUACUCGACAACCCCGACUGGAAGAACAAAAAAACCAUGGACAGACGCAAUGAACGAGCUGUACAGCAGAAUAGCUUCGUUUGCAGAUCAAAGGAUCACUAUUUCUCCAUUUCUCAAUCAAUGGUUCCGUGAAGGACAACCUAUCAACAAAUAUAAGCUCCGUGAAUUCAUCACGGAGCUCCGGUUCCACAAACGCUAUGCUUAUGCUCUUGAGCUUUCUGUUUUUGUUGUUAGAAUAGUUCAUUGCACUCAGACUGGAAACCCUGAGAAAAUUAACAAUCUGAUGCAAGAAAUGGAACAAAAUGGCAUUGGCUGUGACAAAUUUGCACAUUCUAUACAACUGAGUGCAUAUGCAUCUGUUGCUGACAUUGAGGGCAUUGAGAAGACUCUGACAAGGAUGGAAUCUGAUCCCAACAUUUUUUUGGAUUGGACGACUUACACUGCUGCUGCGAAAGGAUAUACAAAAGUUGGACUUAUUGACAAGGCUCUGGAAAUGCUGAAGAAAUCUGAGAGACUAAUUACAGGUAAAAGAAGCGAAACAGCAUAUGAUUCUCUUAUCACCCUAUAUGCCGCAACAGGGAAGACAAAUGAAGUCUUAAGAAUUUGGGAACUUUACAAGAAGAACAAGAAGUUUUACAAAGAGGCAUAUAUUUGUAUCAUAACCUCUCUAUUGAAGUUGGACGACUUAGAAAAUGCAGAACAGAUUUUUAAGGAGUGGGAGUUCCAGAAUCGUUUUUGUUAUGAUAUCCUUAUUCCAAACUUCCUUAUUGAAGUCUAUUCGAGAAAAGGUUUUGUGGGGAAGGCUGAAACGUUAAUUGAUAGGGCAAUAUCAAAAGGAGGGAAACCUAAUGCAAAAACUUGGUACUAUUUGGCAACAGGGUAUGUGCAGGAUGGUCAAACUCUGAACGCUGUGGAAGCAAUGAAGAAAGCAGUAGUGGUUUCUGGACGAAAGUGGAAACUGAGCAAUGAAAGUUUAGCUACCUAUCUGGAGUGCUUGAAAGAGGGGGAGAUUUGGAGAAAUGCUGCUGAAGUGAAACUAAAGCCAGAGGAUUAUUGCAGUCAUUGCAGACCAAUUAGAGCUGCAGCGAGGAACACAUCAGAUAUAAUUCUGGGGAACUUGGGAAAGCUCCAAAUGGCACAUGGGAAUAUGGAUUUAGUUUGGGGAACUCCACUUACUGUAGCCCGAGUUAUAAUGCAAAUUAAGCUACAUGUGGUGUGCUUGAUAGGUGGUUUGUUUUAG
Dovyalis caffra is the source of this 1380-nucleotide messenger RNA. NCBI's taxonomy places the organism in Eukaryota, Viridiplantae, Streptophyta, Magnoliopsida, Malpighiales, Salicaceae. The record is from the annotation of a GenBank genome assembly.